AUGGCACGGAAUCUCCGUGCAAAGAUCCCUGCGUCAGAUACUCUCAUUGUACAUGAUGUCAACGAAGCAACUAUGCAAAAGUUUGCUGCCGAGGCUAAAGCUGCCGGCGCAGGCGCAAAUGCUGUUGAGAUUACGGACAGCGCGAGAGCGCUGGCCGAGAAAUCAGAUACAAUCAUCACCAGUCUCCCUGAGCCAGUUCAUGUAAAACACGUCUUUCACUCAAUUCUCAAACCUGGUCCCUUACCGACGUUGGAGCGGGAGCGCCUCUUUAUCGACACUUCCACUAUCGACCCAGCCUCGUCGAAAGAAGUGGCAUAUGCUGUCCAAGCACCAAAUCAUGGUCGCUUUGUUGACGCACCUAUGUCUGGGGGAGUGGUUGGCGCUGAAGCUGGCACGUUAUCAUUCAUGUUCGGAGCUUCCUCCAAAACAGGCGCCUUGGUCGAGCGCGUCAAACUAGUCUUGGCUCACCUGGGCAAGAAUGCGUGGCAUCUGGGCGAACAAGGCGCCGGGGUGAGCGGCAAACUUGCCAACAACUACAUACUCGCCAUCAAUAAUAUCGCAGUGGCCGAAGCGAUGAAUCUCGGAGUUCGAUGGGGCUUAGACCCGAAGGCCCUGGCUAGCAUGAUCAACUCGUCGACUGGUCGCUGCUGGCCUAGCGAAGUCAACAACCCUGUCCCUGGAGUUGUCGAGAAGGCCCCCGCUUCUCGCAACUACGACGGCGGAUUCGGAAUUAGUCUCAUGAGGAAGGACUUGAAACUGGCAAUCGCAGCGGCCCAAGAGUCGGGCACACCUUUAGAGCUGGCUGCAACAGCUCGUGGGUUAUACGACGCUGUGGACGACGCACACCCCGGAAAGGACUUUUCGGUUGUUUAUAAAUAUUUGCAGGAGAUUUCUCGAUAG
Talaromyces proteolyticus is the source of this 900-nucleotide messenger RNA. Its product is annotated as 3-hydroxyisobutyrate dehydrogenase. Gene Ontology annotation, cellular component: mitochondrion. Bases 1 to 900 code for a protein of 299 amino acids. The transcript is spliced from 2 exons. NCBI's taxonomy places the organism in Eukaryota, Fungi, Ascomycota, Eurotiomycetes, Eurotiales, Trichocomaceae. The record is from RefSeq and is a predicted model, not a curated record. Gene Ontology annotation, molecular function: NADP binding; 3-hydroxyisobutyrate dehydrogenase activity; NAD binding. Gene Ontology annotation, biological process: L-valine catabolic process.